AGCCCAUACUAAAAGUAAACAGACUUGUUUUGAUCUGUCAGAAAAAGAAAAACAGACAGCUCUCCUAUCUGGAAGCAGCAGUCAGACAGCGGAUGAUGGUGCUGCCAGGCAGUUAAACCCCCCCGGCGGGAUGAAGCCUGAAGGACAGCGCUUUGACAUGGAGGGACAGCAGCUGGUUGGCUCCAUCAAACAGCCGGGCCGCCUGGAUCGACAGGUGUUCAGGUGUAGGAGCCACUUCCCCGGCCUGAUGGACGGCAUGCAGACCCUCAGACAGAGCGGAACCCUGUUCGAUGUGGUUCUGCUGGUGGAGGGUCGCUCCAUCCAAGCCCACCGCGUCCUGCUGGCCGCCUCCUGUCAUUAUUUUAGGGGCAUGUUCACUGGAGGCCUGCGGGAAACGCAGCAGACAGAGAUUCCUAUUCACGGAGUAUCCUACACCGCCAUGAAGAAGAUCCUGGACUAUAUCUACACCUCAGAGAUCGAGUUGGACCUGGAGAACGUUCAGGAAAUCCUGAUAGCUGCGACGCUCUUCCAGCUCGAUACCGUCAUCAGCUUCUGCUGUGACUUCCUGAUCUCCUGGAUGGAUGAAAGCAACAUUUUAGAGGUGCUUCACUUGGCUGAUGUCUAUGGACUUGAACAUCUGAAAGAAAAGGUGCAGUCCUACAUCCAGAGCAACAUUCAGACUUUGUCUCGGAUGGACGUGUACCGGCAGCUCCCAGAGGAGGAUGUCUUUGAAGCGCUGAGCAGCGACACGCUUCAGGUGGUCAGUGAGAACGAGGUGUACGAGGCCGCUCUUCAUUAUCACUACAGCCCGGAGGAGGUGGAAACUGACCAGGUUUACUUGCAGGUCAGUCCAAAGGCCAACCUCAGGAUGCUCGACGCUGUCCGCUUCAGCCUGAUUGAAAAGCAGGUGCUGCAGCGACUCCACAGCAGACUGAGUCCAUGUCCGCUGAAGGACUCCGUGUCGGCGGCGCUGAGGUACCACGAGCAGGAGCUGUUGCAGCCCGUCCUGCAGAGCCCCCUCACUCAGCCGCGCUCCACCUUCCACUGCAUCCUCGGUUUUGGGGGGAUGUACAGCUCCAGCUCCUACGUGGAAACGGAUCACGUCUUUCAGCUGUUCCACCCGAGCUGGAGCGAGUGGAGGACUCUCAAAGCGUCUCACGCUCCCCGAAUGUCCAACCAGGGCAUCGCCGUGCUCAACAACUUCGUUUACCUUAUUGGAGGAGAUAAGAACAGCAGCGGCUUUCGUGCCGAGAGUCGUUGCUGGAGAUAUGACCCUCGUUACAACAGCUGGUGCUCCAUCCAGCCUCUGCAGAGGCAGCAUGCAGACCACUGCGUCUGCGUGGCGGGCGGCCAUAUUUACGCAAUCGGAGGACGCGACUACAGGAGUGAGCUGAACUGUGUGGAGCGCUACGAUCCGAGCACAAACAUGUGGGAGUUUGUAGCCCCGAUGAAGAGAGAGGUGUAUGCUCACGCUGGGGCGGCGGUAGACGGCAAGAUCUAUCUGACGUGCGGCCGUCGAGGAAUGGCGUACCUCAGGGAGACGUACUGCUUUGACCCCGCAGCCGAUAACUGGACGGCGUGCGCAGACGGGCCGGUGGAGCGGGCGUGGCACGGCAUGGCUGCUGUAAACGGGCGCCUCUAUGUCAUCGGCGGUAGCAACGACCAGCGCGGGAUUCGCCGUGAUGUCCUGCAGGUGGCUUGCUUUGAGCCCAGCGCCAACUCCUGGUCUUUAGUGACCCCCCUCCCUUCUGGACACGGAGAACCCGGCAUAGCUGUGCUGGACAGCCGCAUCUACGUCCUGUGUGGGCGCUCCCACGACAGGGGCAACAGGAUGAAGUACGUUCACGUGUACAACACAGACACGGGAGAGUGGGAAAGCCAGACCGAAUUCAGGAGGCGCGUGUCCGGCCUGGCCGCCUGCGUGGCGCUCAUGCCCCCCGUUGUCAUCGCUCAGGCCCGGGGCUGGGAGCAAAGCUCAAAGGCUCCAUCAGAUGAAGCAGACAUAGACAACUCGGAGGAAUCCAGCGAUGAUUGAAAGGAAUUCUGUGUAUUUCCUAUCCGGGGCGUCACCACUUUUAAGGGACGGAGCAUUGAUAACUCGUAGUGCCUCUGAAUGAGAUUCGCUUAGCACCUUAUGCACAUUUUUUGUUACUUCUCAGAUUCGAGGUACAGCACUCCAUCCCACCUGCCAUUAUUUGCUCUUUAUUCCUUAUUUCUGUUCUCAUCUUUUUGUAAUAUAUGUUAUUAAAUUUGCUUAAUUGCACAAACUCCUUAAUCAAAGGGAGUGUCUUGAUUGUCAAGUUUGAAACGUUCUUCCAAGUUUGAUAUGAGGAUUAAAUGCUAAUAUCUGCUCUAGUUCUUGUUGCAUAAAAACUAAAUAUUCUUCACCAUGAUAUCCAUAACCGUGCCUUGUUUUGUGAUCGCAUCCUCUGUGUUUGAUAAUAUCAGAAGAAUGGAGUUAAUUUUGGUCCAUUAUUCUUGUAAGCAAAGAAUAUGUUUUGUAAAUGGAAAUAUGGGGGGGGGAAAUCCAGAAAUUAAACUUUGGAAAAUUUAAAAGAAAGCAACUUUGCUCCUUUCUCAGGAUUUUGU
Messenger RNA from Cyprinodon variegatus (sheepshead minnow), 2589 nucleotides. RefSeq names its product kelch like family member 22 (gene klhl22). The record is from RefSeq and is a predicted model, not a curated record. Gene Ontology annotation, molecular function: protein binding. Gene Ontology annotation, biological process: positive regulation of TORC1 signaling; proteasome-mediated ubiquitin-dependent protein catabolic process; protein monoubiquitination. Gene Ontology annotation, cellular component: nucleus; polar microtubule; mitotic spindle. NCBI's taxonomy places the organism in Eukaryota, Metazoa, Chordata, Actinopteri, Cyprinodontiformes, Cyprinodontidae. The transcript has 8 exons. Bases 131 to 2035 code for a protein of 634 amino acids.